CGGUGCUUUUCCUGUUCUUCUGCGAUGUCCGAGAGAGAUCUCACCCUCACCCGUCCAUCCUGAAGGAUUCAACUCCACUGCACUCGGCCAUUUUGGCGGAUCGAGAGAAAAAGCCUCAUCCGGCGAGUGACCGACAUUAGGGCUGGGAUGGUUCCAUUCGGGGGCUCGGUCCGCCGCCCGUGCAGAAGUCUUGCCUGAUGCGCUUUAGUUCUGCUGUCAACGUCAGGACAUGCUUGGCCGCCUCGGUCUGUAUGCAUCAACUAUACAGCUUUUGUUGCUCUGUCGGUCGUAGGUGUUCUUCAGCAUUUAGAAGGUCGAAAUCAUGUCUAUAAAAGCGAUUCUCACGGCCAGAGAUAUCGUCACGAAGCAGACAGUAAGAAAAUCCUUCAAUCCUCCCGUCUUACCUGAUCAGAGUCAGCAUGACUGCUUUAUCCAAGUCUCGGUCUUUUCUGGCUCUCGCUAUCUGCGUGGCUCAUGCUUCCGCAGCAGCCAUUCUUCCUCGCGCGAGCAAUUCCUCCAGGUCGGUGGUUAAGAAAUGCGAGGGAUACGACUAUCCUCGUGUGCUCUGCCUCGAUCGCUACGCCAGUGUCAUGAACCCCGACUUUCGUCGACCAGCGAACAAUGAGCUUGCCAACCCGGACAAGCUGACGGACACCGUCAUUCCGAGUGAUCCGGCUUGGGAGGACAUUAAAAAAGCCGACUUUGUCAUCUUCAACGAGAAGCUGGCUGCCGAGUUCCUCGGCACCGAGGACCAGCUCGAGUUUCUGUUUGAGAUCACUAAAGGUGGCCAUGAAGCUCCCGUGUACGCUCCAAAUACCAACGAGUUCUAUUUCUCAGACCUCGCUACGGGAGUCGACGGAUUGUCCCAACAGGUUCUGGAUCUGUCAACCGAUCCUCCAACCCUGGGCCGGGUCGUCGCCGAUCCCCCUAUCUAUGCCCCGGCAGGUGCUCGUUAUCGUAAUGGCCUGAUCUACUAUUCCGCCGCGGGAGGCAACACCUCGCUGGAUGGACUGACUUACCGUCCGGGCGUUGUGAGCUUCGACCCGGUCACCAAGAAGUCCGAGGUGAUCGUCAACAACUACUACGGAUACUUCUUCAACACGGCCGAUGACCUCGACAUCGACGAGAAAGGCGGUAUCUGGAUCACCGACCUCCAAUAUGGCCGGAAUGUCGGCCUCAACACCGAAUGGCAACAGUUGGAAGCCGCCACUUACCGCUUCGAUCCGGAGACCGGAAGUACCUCCCUUGUUGAGGACUCGCUGGGCGCCCCGAAUGGAGUCUCUUUUUCUCCGGACUUCAAGACCCUGUAUCUGACUGACAGCAACGCUGACUGGGCCAACACUGACCCCACCGUCCCCAACGAAGAGGUGCAAUAUCUGACGUACAACACCACUGGAAAACGGACGAUCUAUGCGUAUGAUGUCGAUGAAACCCAGACGGUCAUUUCGAACAAGAGGGCCAUUUACCUGGCCGUGGACUUUGUGCCCGAUGGCCUCAAGGUCGCUGAGAAUGGGUACCUCGUCACCUCGACGGGUCAUGGCAUUGAUGUCCUAACUCCCAAGGGAAUCCCCAUCCUUCGGAUCCAGACGAACUACACUACCGCGUCGAUUGACUUCGGUGGACCGGAUUAUGACCAGCUGUUCAUUGUGGGACAUGGAGGAGUGUCCCGAGUCAAAUGGGGCUUGAAGGGUCAAGCGUUUAAGUGAUUAUGUGAUGCGCAAGGUAAAUUGAUGAGCUAUUUUCGGUUGAUGUGAGGUGCUCGUGUUGGCGGUGAAGUGGAG
Messenger RNA from Aspergillus steynii IBT 23096, 1781 nucleotides. Its product is annotated as SMP-30/gluconolactonase/LRE family protein. The record is from RefSeq and is a predicted model, not a curated record. NCBI's taxonomy places the organism in Eukaryota, Fungi, Ascomycota, Eurotiomycetes, Eurotiales, Aspergillaceae. Bases 420 to 1706 code for a protein of 428 amino acids. The transcript has 3 exons.